Cyclocybe aegerita is the source of this 861-nucleotide messenger RNA. The record is from the annotation of a GenBank genome assembly. Lineage: Eukaryota; Fungi; Basidiomycota; Agaricomycetes; Agaricales; Hemipholiotaceae.
AUGACUUCUCAGCUCGUCUGGUUGAUCACAGGGACAACGUCAGGACUCGGACGCGAUCUCGCACUCGAAGCUCUCAAACGUGGAGAGAAAGUCAUCGCGACGGGUCGGGCGCGUUCCAUCUCAAAGCUUGCCGAUCUGCAAGCGAAAGGCGCCGAUGUCCUCGAGCUGGACGUGACCUCUCCUCUUGAAAAUCUCCACGAAAUCGCGAAGAAAGCCGUUGGUAUCCACGGCCGUGUCGACGUACUGGUGAACAAUGCGGGGUACAUUUUGGUUGGUGCUAUCGAAGAAAACACUCCUCAAGAGACCUUAGACCAAUUCAACACGAAUGUGUUCGGUGCUCUGAAUGUAACCCGGGCAUUCUUGCCUUACAUGCGAGAGAGAAGGGCAGGGACCGUUGUUUUCAUUGGAUCCAAAUCCGGAUGGGAAUCGACACCCUACGCUGGUCUUUAUGGUGCUACAAAGUGGGCGCUGAGAGGGAUUUCCGAGACCCUCCACGAUGAAAUAUCGCCCCUUGGACUCAGGAGCAUCUGCAUAGAUUUCGGAUCCUUCCGCACUUCAUUCUUGGAUGGUGAUCAACGCGCACCGAAGGUCGCUCGAAUUCCUGAUUACCAAGGGACUUCGGGGCCCGUGGAAGCUGCUAUGCAAGAAUAUAACGGCAAACAGCCUGGAGAUCCUCUCCAAGGGGUGAAAGUCAUUGUAGACCUCGUCAAAGGGGAAGGCUCGGCAGCAAGAAAGUCCUUCCCGCGCGGGCUUGUUCUUGGAACAGACUCCUACAAUGGGGCAAAUAAGGCAAGCUUGGACGCAAUCCAACGGUUGGAAGAGUGGAAGGAGGUAUCUUCCAGCACAGACUUCGAGAACUAG